CCUCCUCCUCCUGUUCGGAGCCGGUGCGAUCGCCUUCACGUGGCUCACCCUCAGCCUCCCCACUCCAUUCUUCGAUGCUAUUCUGCCGAGCAACUUUGGAGUGUUGAUGGCCGCUUUGGCCAUUUCUGGCUUCUUCCAGGGCGGAUCGGACCCGCGAUCUACGAGCUGUCGGCCGAGCUCCUGUACCCCGUGCCCGAGGCCACGUCGGGCGGCCUGAUGGUGCUGCUGAUCAACAUCGCCACCCUCAUCUUCCUCUUCGUGUCGCCGUUGAUCACCACGACGUGGAUCAACACCAUCCAAAUGCUCACCAUGGUCGGCUGCUUCAUCAUGGUGGUGUUCGUGAACGAGCGAUACAAGCGAUGGGAGGCCGAAAUGGCGAUCUAUCACGAGAAGCCACAGCUCUCCCACCCUCCGCCUCCCCUCGGCCUCAACGUCCAGGAAUGA
This is a messenger RNA of Acanthamoeba castellanii str. Neff, 444 nucleotides long. RefSeq lists its product as uncharacterized. The transcript has 4 exons. Lineage: Eukaryota; Discosea; Longamoebia; Acanthamoebidae. The annotation marks the transcript as partial. The record is from RefSeq and is a predicted model, not a curated record. Gene Ontology annotation, cellular component: membrane.